AUGGCCUUAGGCGGCGCACAGCCUUCAUUUCUGACCAAGAUGGCCAAGUCCUUCGUUAGUUAUGGGGUUCCUGGCACUUACCACUACUCCGAGGCCGUCCUCGCUGAAGGUUUCGAGGCAGCCAUUGAAUUGACAGGGGAUAAGUCUCUGGCUGCCUGGUACAAGAACCAGAUCGACGACAAGGUAGUGUUGGAGGAUGGCAGCAUCUACGAUUGGAACCUGACGUACUACUCCUUGGACGACUACCGCAUUGCCAAUAACUUUCUGUGGUGGUAUCGAAGGACUGGCGAGGAAAAGUACCGUAUUGCGGCUCAUACCAUCCGCGAGCAAAUCAACCGCCAUCCUCGCACGCCGACGGGUGGCUUCUGGCACCGCCAGCCAAACUAUCCCAAUCAGAUGUGGCUCGACGGCAUCUUCAUGGUCGACAGUUUUUAUGCCACAUGGACCAAGUACUUCGACAAUGACAACACCACUGCCUGGGACGAUAUCCUGCUUCAGUAUGACAAUAUUGAGAAGCACACGCGCAACACGACCUCCAAUCUUCUUGUCCAUGGCUACGACGAGAGCAAGGUCGCCGUCUGGGCCGAUCCAGAAACAGGUGCUGCCCCACUGGUCUGGUCUCACUUCAUCUCCCUCAUCGAGGUCAUCCAGCUCUGGCCAGAAGCACACGUCGGGUACGACAAGCUUGUCACGUACUUCACCACCCUCGCAGAUGGCUUGCUCCGGGCACAGGAUAAGACUGGCGGUUGGUGGCUCAUCAUGAACGAGGGAUAUCCCGAAAGACAGGGCAACUAUAUCGAAAGCAGCGCCUCGGCCAUGUUUACGUACGGGCUCCUCAAGGGCAUGAGCCUGGGACUGAUCGACAAGGCCACCUACCUGGAGCCGGCGAAGAAGGCUUACGGGCUUUUGACCGAGCGCUUCGUUAGCAUCAACCAGAAUGGAACUAUCAACUGGGAGGGUACUGUGGCUGUUGGGUCCCUGAGCAGCAACGGCACAUUCGAGUAUUACAUCGGCGUCCCAAUUGUGCGCAACGACUACAAAGGAACCGGGCCCUUCAUGCUUGCUUCGUAUGAAUACGAGACUUGGGCUGCCCAUGCCUAGAGACUCAUCGGUACUGGUCAGGUCAGAUGCACAUGCAAAAUCCGUGAUCCUGUUACUGGGAGGCAUGGAUCGUCUUGUAGAAUGGGAAUCUGGCGGUGAUUCUCAGUAGUUCGUACAAGUUGUAAAGACGUGAAGGGGCAGACAUGGGAGCCAAUGCUAGAGCCGAGUUUCGCCUCGUCCCGAUAGCCGUCUUCAGUACACUACACUUGAU
Microdochium trichocladiopsis is the source of this 1312-nucleotide messenger RNA. RefSeq names its product Six-hairpin glycosidase-like protein. Gene Ontology annotation, biological process: carbohydrate metabolic process. The transcript has 4 exons. NCBI's taxonomy places the organism in Eukaryota, Fungi, Ascomycota, Sordariomycetes, Xylariales, Microdochiaceae. Bases 1 to 1101 code for a protein of 366 amino acids. The record is from RefSeq and is a predicted model, not a curated record.